Molecule: messenger RNA, 2079 nt
Organism: Carcharodon carcharias (great white shark)
Lineage: Eukaryota; Metazoa; Chordata; Chondrichthyes; Lamniformes; Lamnidae
Product: cell surface glycoprotein 1-like
Exons: 12
Source: RefSeq, a predicted model, not a curated record
CCCAGCCCCAGUCACAGCCCCAGCCACAGCCCCUGCCCCAGUCACAGCCAUAGCCCCAGACCCAGUCACAGCCCCAGCCCCAAUCACAGCCCUAGCCCCAGCCACAGUCCCAGCCCCAGCCGAAGCCCCAGCCCCAGCCCUAGUCACAGCCCCAGUCACAGCCACAGCCCCAGCCCCAGUCACAGCCGAAGCCCCAGCCCCAGCCCCAGUCACAGCCCCAGUCAGUACCCCAGCCCCAGCCCCAGCCCUAGUCACAGCCUCAGCCCCAGCCCCAGCAACAGCCCCAGCCCCAGCCCCAGGCACAGCCCUAGUCACAGCCCCAGGCCCAGUCACAGCGCCAGUCACAGCCCCAGCCCGAGCCCCAGUCACAGCCACAGCCCCAGACCCAGUCACAGCCCCAGCCCCAGUCACAGCCCUAGCCCCAGUCACAGCCCUAGCCCCAGCCACAGCCCCAGCCACAGCCCCAGUCACUGCCCCAGCCCCAGUCACUGCCCCAGCCCCAGUCACAGCCUCAGUCACAGCCCCAACCCCAGUCACAUCCACAGCCCCAGUCACUGCCCCAGCCCCAGCCCCAGUCACUGCCCCAGCCCCAGUCCCAACCCCAAUCACAGCCCCAGUCACCCCAGUCACAGCCACAGCCCCAGUAACAGCCACAGCCCCAGCCCCAGUCACAGCCACAGCCCCAACCCCAGUCACUGCCCGAGCCCCAGCCCCAGAUCCAGUCCCAGCCACAGUCCCAGCCACAGCCCCAGCACCAGUCACAGUCUCAGUCACAGUCUCAGUCACAGCAGCAGCCCCAACCCCACAACAUCCCACAGCCCCUGCCCCAGGCACAGCCCCAGGCACAGCCCCAGUCACAGCCGAAGCCCCAGCCCCAGCCCCAGUCACAGCCACAGCCCCAGCCCCAGUCCCAGCCCCAGCCCCAGUCACAGCCGAAGCCCCAGUCACAGCCAAAGCCCCAGCCGCAGACCCAGUCACAGCCCCUGCCCCACUCACAGCCCUAGCCCCAGCCACAGCCCUAGCCCCAGCCACAGUCCCAGCCCCAGCCCCAGUCACUGCCCCAGCCCCAGUCACUGCCCCAGCCCCAGUCACUGCCCCAGCCCCAGUCACGGCCCCAGUCACAGCCUCAGUAACAGCAACAGCCCCCACCCCAGUAACAGCCCCAGCAACAAUCGCAGCCCCAGUCACAGCCGAAGCCCCAGCCCCAGCCCCAGUCACAGCCCCAGUCACAGCCACAGCCCCAGCCCCAGUCACAGCCGAAGCCCCAGCCCCAGUCACAGCCCCAGUCACAGCCACAGCCCCAGCCCCCAGCCCCAGCCCCAGCCCUAUCACUGCCCCAGCCCCAGCCCCAGCCCUAGUCACAACCUCAUCCCCAGCCCCAGUUACAGCCCCAGUCACAGCCCUAGCCCAAGUCACAUCCCCAGUCAUUGCCCCAGUCACAGCCCUAGCCCCAGUCACAUCCCCAGUCAUUGCCCCAGUCACAGCCGUAGCCCCACCCCAGCCCCAGUUACAGCCCCAGCCCCAGACACAGUCAGCCCCAAUCAAAGCCCCAGACCCAGUCACAACCCCAGUCGCAGCCACAGCCCCAGCCCCAGGCCCAGACGCAGACCCAGCCCCAGUCACAGUCACAGCCCCAGCCCCAACUCCAGCACCAGCCCCAGCAUCAGCCCCAGCCCCAGUCACAGCCCCAGCCCGAGCCCCAGUCACAGCCACAGCCCCAGACCCAGUCACAGCCCCAGCCCCAGUCACAGCCCUAGCCCCAGUCACAGCCCUAGCCCCAGCCACAGCCCCAGCCACAGCCCCAGUCACUGCCCCAGCCCCAGUCACUGCCCCAGCCCCAGUCACAGCCUCAGUCACAGCCCCAACCCCAGUCACAUCCACAGCCCCAGUCACUGCCCCAGCCCCAGCCCCAGUCACUGCCCCAGCCCCAGUCCCAACCCCAAUCACAGCCCCACACCGCAAUCCCAGUCCAGCCCCAGCCCCACCACAGCCACAGCACCAAGCCCCAGCCCCAGUCACAGCCACAGCCCCAGCACCAGCCCUAGCCCCAGCCACAGUCCCAGCCCCACCCCCAGCCCC